Molecule: messenger RNA, 903 nt
Organism: Radiomyces spectabilis
Lineage: Eukaryota; Fungi; Mucoromycota; Mucoromycetes; Mucorales; Radiomycetaceae
Exons: 1
Coding region: 1-903 (300 amino acids)
Source: RefSeq, a predicted model, not a curated record
AUGGCUCACCUGACCUCCCAAGUCUCCACUUACGAAGCGAAAUUCGCUAAACUCGACUCCCUGCUCGCCGAAGUGGAUGCACUCCGAGCAGAGAACACCAACCUCCGUGCCGACAAUGAGGCCCUUCAAGCUCGUUUAGCCGCCGCACUGUCCCCACACCCCACUUCUGCUGCUGUGACCUCCACCACCUCUUCGCCUGCCAAACCCUCAGGCACAAAAACCGCCAAGCCCUCCUCUUCCGUUCCCCUUGGCUCCGAUCAGUCCUCAUGGGCUACUGUGACCAAAAAAUAUCGCCCGGUCCAACCUGUUGCUCUCGCCCGCCGUCAGGCUGCUGCUGCCCGUGCCUUCCAACCAAACGAUGGCCCCACAGGUUAUAAAUACCUGUAUGUUCCUCGCUCCCGCCGAUUGACCCGGCAAGAAGUCCGUUCGCGGCUUCGACGUUUGGGCAUUGACCCAUACCGCGUCCUCGACAUCAUUUUCCCAGCUCGUUCCGUUAUUGGACUUCUUGUCCAUGUUCAAUACUAUGAAUUUGCUAUGGCCCAAAUUGUGAACUCCAAAAUUCAACCGCUCACCGAUUUCGACCCCCUGGCUAUCACCAUCAUUGGUGACCCUGAAAUAAAACAAAUGCCCAUUCCCGAUCAAGAAGCCUUUGUGUUUGAUCUCCACCGCAGCCGAUGCGAACGCGCAAUUUCCCAUCUGCCAUACCACAUUGCCUCCCCUGUUGCCCGCUCCUUCCUUGCUGACGGCAUUUUGGACGACGCCGAUCUGCCAAAACUGCUGUAUCAAUGUCGUGGUGCCCCUCCCCAGCCCAUCAAGGAUGCUGAAUCCACCGACGGUAGCUCCAACGACCCGGAUCAACCCAUGACCGAUGCUGACGACGCUCCCCUUACUGAAACAUUUUAA